GACAGGAGUGCCAGAGGAGCGCGAGGGGCGCCUCAGGUCGGGGUCUGGUGGAACGCCACGGCAGGAGGAGCGAGACCAUGCUCAUGGCGCGGGACGGAGCGAGAGACGAGGCCCAGAAGCUGCACCGCAAAUGGAUGAAGCACCAGGCCUUCAUGGCCGAGCUGGCGCGCAACAAAGAGUGGCUGGCCAAGAUCGAGCAGGAGGGCAAGGAGCUGAUCCAGGAGCAGCCGGAGCUGCAGUCGGUGGUGCAGCAGAAGCUGGAGGAGAUGCGUGAGUGCUGGGGUCACCUGGAGAGCACCACCAAGGCCAAGGCCCGACAGCUCUUCGAGACACAGAACCACCGGACCCCCGGGACCAACCCGUCGGCCAAGGCCCUCCCAGACUUGGACCAGCAGCUGUCCCUGCUGCAGGAGCAGCCCCCGACGGUGGGCUCAGCCUCCCCCUCGGCCACCGCCGCCUCCUUGGCCACCAUGCCCACCCUGCUGCAGCCCAGGCCCACCUUCAGCCAGCAGCUCCAGAGGAUCCAGUCCAUGGAGUCUCAGCUCAUCCGCGGGGUGGGCAUGACUCACCUGGGGGGCAGCGUGGCGGACGUGGCGGACGUGGGCGCGGCUGAGCCGCAGGCGGGCCUGCUGAGGGGGGUGGAGGGGGAGGAGCGGCCCACCGAGACGCGCAUCUGCCGCCUCAUCGAGCCGCUCAAGGAGAGGCGACGCAUCCUGCUGGCCUCCAAGGAGAUGCACCAAGUCAGCCAAGACCUGGAGGACGAGAUUGUGUGGAUUCAGGAGAACCUCCCUCUGGCAUCCUCCAAGGAAUACGGAACCAACCUGCAGAGUGUGCAACAGCUGAUGAAGACAAACGAGAUGCUGCAGAUGGAGCUGCAGAGCCGGAGAGAGCGAUUGGAGGAGGUGUUGGACAGGGCGGGAGCAGUGGCGGCGCUGCGCACGCCGGAGACGGACCUGGUGCGAGAAGGGGCGGAGCACGCGCGGCAGCUGUGGGAGGUGCUUAUGGUGGAGGCGGAGCGUCGCACCGUCAUGCUGGACGCCGUGUUCCACGCCCAGCAGUACUACACGCAGGCGACCAAGGCCGAGUCCUGGCUCAGUGGACAGAAGCUGCAGGUCAUCAACGAGGAGAGAGGAACGGAUGAGCCCAGCACCCUGCGGCUCCUGAAGGAGCAGCUCGCUCUGGAGCAGAUAGUGGAGAACUACGCCGAGACGGUCAGCUUCCUGUCCCAGCAGUGCCGCAGGAUGCUGGAGCUCGGACACCCAGACAGCGAGCAGAUCACCAAGCAGCAGUCCCACAUAGACCGCCUGUACGUGUCGCUGAAGGACCUGGUGGAGCAGCGCAAGACCAAGCUGGAGCAGCAGUACUGGCUGUACCAGCUCAAGCGUGAGGUGGAGGGCCUGGAGAAGUGGAUUGCCGAUCGGGAGGCCGUGGCCAGCUCCACAGAGAUGGGACAGGACCUGGAGCAUGUCACGGCUCUGCAAGACAAGUUCACGGAGUUCAAUGCGGAGACGCGCGCGGCCGGCCAGAGGCAGAUGGAGUCUGUCAACAAGAUGGUGAACGAGAUGAUCGACUGCGGCCACGCGGACGCCGCCACCAUCGCCGAGUGGAAGGACGGCCUGAACGAGUCGUGGGCCGACCUGCAGGAGCUGAUGGAGACGCGGACGCAGAUGCUGGCCGCCUCCCACCAGCUGCACAAGUUCUUCACCGACUGCCAGGAGGUGUUGGUUCAGGUCGAGGGGAAGAUGCGUCAGCUCCCUGAAGUGCGCUCGUGUCAGGUGAGCACAGCCAACCCCGGCACGCUGAAGAGGCUGCUGCACUCCUUCGAGCACGCGCUCCAGCUGCUCGUCACUCAGGUGCGGCAGCUACAGGAGAACGCUGCCCAGUUGAGGGCCAUCUAUGCUGGGGAAAAAGCAGAUGCCAUUCUGGCCCGUGAGCAGGAAGUGAUGCAAGCCUGGAGGGAGCUGCUGGUGUCCUGCGAGGGCAGCCGUGUGCAGGUCACCACGGUAACAGACAAGGUGCAGUUCUUCGCUCUGGUGCGAGAGCUGAGCAUGUGGACAGAUGGCAUUAUGGGCCAGAUAGGACCAUCUCCGGACAGUGCCAGGGACGUGUCCGGUGUGGAGACCAUGAUGUCCCAGCAUCAGAAUCUGAAGGCUAAGAUGGAGGCCAAGAGUGAAAUCUUCUCUCAGUGUGUGGAGAUGGGCAAGAUGCUCCUGGCAGCCCGCAACCCUGCCUCUGAAGAGGUGAAGGAGAAGCUGGACCAUGUGAUGGCCAAGCAGAAGGACCUGAAUGAGCGCUGGGACCACCACUGGGAGAAACUGCAGCACACGCAACAGAGGCUCCAGGACGCCCAGAGGAUUCUAGCUGAGAAGGCGUGGCUAACCUCCAAAGAGCCAAUGAUCAGCCCCGCCAGCCCACGUGACAUGUUGGGCGGGGCCGGAGGGGCGGGCGGAGCCGAUGAGGUAGAGCAGCUGAUUCGUCGACACGAGGCGUUCCGGAAGGCCGCGGCCACAUGGAAGGAACACUUCAGCUCCUUACGCCAGGUGGAGAAGCAGAAGCUGAAGGAGGAGAAGAGCAGGCAGUCUGUUUCUUCGUCGCUGCUCAACAGGCAGAUGUUUCCUCUCUCCUGCCUGGUCGGGAGCUCGUCCUCCUCUUCAUCCUCCUCCACACCCUUCAGACAGAGUCUUCAGGACCAGCUCGACAUCAAGUCUGGCCCAGACAUCCCCCAGCUGGCUGCCCACUCGCUGGCCCAGAGGCUGGGGGCCUCCGUGGGCCCCUACAGCCCCGUCAUGAACGGCUCGUCCUACCACAGCCUCAACCCACAGGCAGGGGGCGCUAUGAUGGACAAUCCGGGCUACCACGUGCUGGCCCAACAGGCUGCACAGCUCGGGGUGGACAGCUACCAGGGGUUGAACCAACAGGGUAUGAUGGGGGUGGACAGCUACCAGGGGUUGAACCAACAGGGUAUGAUGGGGGUGGACAGCUACCAGGGGUUAAACCAACAGGGUAUGAUGGGGGUGGACAGCAGCUCGAGCUACCUGAGCAAUCCUGGCAUGGGGGGGGGUGCCGGCGCUGGCAUGAUGCCCGACCCCAAGAUGGCGUACGCGUGGCAGCACCUGAAGACUGACUGCAUGCAGCCCAAGCUGAACCACAUCCACAAGGCCGUGCCCGCUCUCCUGGAAGCCCACCACGCCCAGCAGCAGCAGCAGCAGCAGGGGGAGAUCCACCCGGGCAUUGGCAUCGAACACGGCCUGGAGCUGCUACACGGCAGGCUCCAGAGGGACCCCCGCGGCAGCCGCUCCGACCCCCAGAUGGACCACCUACGGAGGGAGCGCGAGUACAGGCUGGGCCGGCAGACCUCCAGUGAGCAGGAGAUCCAGGCGCGCCUCAACGAGCUGCCCAUGAUCGUGAGGCAGGAGCGCUAUCGCAGGCGGCUCGAGAGGCAGUCGUCCAGCGAGCAGGAGCAGGCCAGCGGCAAGCCCAGCGAUCAGGAGUCCGGCAAAGAGCCCACGGACAAGAGACCCGGGGAUAAACGCGCCACAAUGGCUGAGAUCGUCGAGCAGAUUCAAGAAAAAGAGGCAGCAGAGGCUCGAGGGGAGGUUUACCGGGCCGCCAGUGUUCUCUCGGCGCCCUGUGGCCGCUACGACCGCCCGCGAGCGAGGGACCGGCCCAAACCUCGGAGGAGGCCGAGGCCCAAAGAACCGGAAGAGACGACCCGGCGAUCUCGCUCGGCGCCCGCCCAUGCCGUGCCCGUCAUCCCCAGCCACACCGUCCAGGUGGAGGGCUUCCUCUACCGCAAGCACGAGCCUGAUGGCAAGGAGAAGAGUCCCAACAGCAAGUCCUGGGUGAACCUCUACUGUAUCCUUGCCAACGGAGAGAUUGCUUUCUACAAGGACGCGCGACACAUCACCACGCCAUACAACGACGAGCCGCUACUCAACCUGCACACCUGCACCUGUGACAGCACCAACGGAUACAAGAAGAAGAAAAACGCCUUCAUCCUUAAAGUCCCAAAUUCAGAUGACUAUAUUUUCCUGGCUAAGGAUGAGGAUGAGUUCAAGAAGUGGGUGUUCAGCAUCAACACCUCCCUGCAGGAGCACGAGGACAUCGUCAAGUGGGAGAAGCCCACCACCUCCUCCACAGACCCAGACAAGUCGGAGCAGAGGGAGCGUUCCGAGGGAGCCGAACCCUUUGAGGCGGCCGACCGCUCGGAGAGAGGCGACGGCUCGGAAAAGGCCGACGGCUCGGAAAAAGUCGACACGUCGGAGCGGGCGGAGGGCCGGGAGCGGGGUUCGAGUACUUCUGGCAGGAGCAAAUGAUACAUAGUCACUUGUGUGAGAGGUUAUCCAUCUACCAGUCAGUCAAUCUAUCUAUCCAUCCAUCUAUCUAGCUAUCUUAUCUAUCUGUCUAUCUAUUUAUUCAUUUAUCUAUCCAUUUGUUCAUCUACCCGGCCAUUUAUCUGAGCAGAUGUGAAAGAGGAAGGUUUCUUUUUCACAGUUUUACCCCUCUUUCAGUGUCUCUUCCUUUCUCUUUCACACAACUCCUCACCCUCUGUCUGCCCCCUCCCCCACUACUUUGCUCUCUGGGUUUGAGUUUCUGCACAAGUGCGGGAGUGUAAUGUGCGUGUGUCCACAUCAUUAGAAGCUAACUAUGGGUAUACAUCACUCUAUAUUACCACACAGCUCUUCUGAAGUCUUAUUCAGUCCUUUGGAGAUGGUCAAGUAC
This is a messenger RNA of Clupea harengus (Atlantic herring), 4722 nucleotides long. It is a transcript of the gene sptbn4a, whose product is annotated as spectrin, beta, non-erythrocytic 4a. The coding region runs from base 78 to 4316 and encodes 1412 amino acids. The record is from RefSeq and is a predicted model, not a curated record. Gene Ontology annotation, molecular function: protein binding; phospholipid binding. Lineage: Eukaryota; Metazoa; Chordata; Actinopteri; Clupeiformes; Clupeidae. The transcript has 19 exons.